AUGCUUAAAGGGUUACUACCGCUGGAGAGGCAUUUCCAUACCACCAGCAGAGCAGCUAAAGUCUCUAGAUUAAUCGAAAUCGGCGAAAAGUGGAAAGAAAAAACACUCAAAGGGACGCCAUCAUUGUUCCGAGAUGAUGCUAAUAAAAAUAUUUAUAUAUUAUCGAUGUUUCCAUAUCCAUCUGGUAUACUGCAUAUUGGGCAUUUGAGAGUAUAUGCUAUCAGUGAUUCGUUGAAUAGAUUUUACCAGCAGAAAGGUUACAACGUUAUUCAUCCCAUGGGAUGGGACGCAUUCGGAUUACCUGCUGAAAAUGCUGCCAUUGAAAGAAAUAUUGAUCCCUCUGUCUGGACAGCGCAUAAUAUUGAGAAAAUGAAAAGUCAAAUGGGCAAUAUGCUAGCGAAUUUCAAUUGGGAGAGAGAGCUUACUACAUGUCAUCCCGACUACUAUAAAUUUACUCAACUCAUAUUCUUAAAAUUAUUUAAGAAUGGCUUAGCGUAUCAGAAAGAGUCUGAAAUCAAUUGGGAUCCAAUUGAUAAGACUGUCUUGGCGAAUGAACAAGUGGACUCUCAAGGAAAAUCGUGGAGAUCGGGAGCAAUUGUGGAGAAGAAAUUAUUAAAGCAGUGGUUCCUAGGAAUAACAAAUUUUGCUCAUGAUUUGCGAAGUGACUUGAAGGCACUGAAAAACUGGCCAUCAAAGGUGAAAGCAAUGCAAAAUAAUUGGAUCGGCGAAUCAGCGGGCAGUGAUAUUAUGUUUGAAACUAACGAUCCUCAAUUCAAUUUUAUUAAGGUGUUUACAACAAGGGCAGAAACUCUUUUCAGCGUCGAAUAUCUAGCGCUUUCAUUGGGUCAUCCUAUCGUUAAGAAACGCGCAUCGUCAAGCAGUGCGUUUGAAGCCCAGGUAGAAUCUGCUCAAGCCCUAGAUGAAGAUUCCAAAAAGGGUUUUCUUAUUCCAGAUAUUACAGCAUUCAAUCCAUUAACAAAAAAAAAAAUACCUGUUUAUGUGGCCUCCUAUGUUUUGGACAAUUAUGGGCACGGUGCGGUCAUGGGAUGCCCUGCCCAUGAUGAUAGAGACUUCCUGUUUUGGAAGGAAAACAACGGCGAGUCACCUAUAAUACCCUGCCUCGCCCCAUAUCCGAGUACCACACAAUCGAAUGAGUUACCUUUUAUUUCACAGGAGGCGGUUAUGUCGAAAGGUACUGGAGAAUAUGAAGGCCUAUUUUCCACCGAGGCGAGAAUAAGAAUUACAAACAAAUUACAAGGGAUGAGUUUAGGUGAGAAUGUUAUACUUUACAAGCUAAGAGACUGGUUGAUAAGUAGGCAGAGAUACUGGGGAACGCCGAUACCGAUUGUACAUUGCGACCAUUGUGGGCCUGUUCCUGUUCCUGAAAGUGAAUUACCGGUUGUUCUUCCUGAAGUGAAGGGUCUGAACUCGAAGGGAAAUCCAUUAUCUCAGAUUCCGGAGUUUGUUAACACAAAGUGUCCUUCUUGUGGUGAACCUGCAAAAAGAGAAACUGAUACAAUGGAUACUUUUAUGGAUAGCUCAUGGUAUUUUUUCAGGUUUCUUGACCCAAAUAAUGAUAAACUUCCUUUCAGUUACGAUAAAGCAACAAAAAAUAUGCCUGUCGAUCUCUACAUUGGUGGUGUCGAGCAUGCGAUCUUGCAUCUUCUAUACUCGAGAUUCAUCUCAAAGUUCUUGGCUUCUAUUGGAAUGUGGGACGGAACACAAUUGAAAAAUGAGCCAUUCAAGCGAUUAGUAACUCAAGGCAUGGUGCAUGGAAAAACAUUUGUAAACCCUCAAAGUGGCCGCUUUUUGAAACCUGAUGAGAUAGAAUGUACAAGUGACUCAGAAAAACCAUUUCUCAUAAAAGGGACAGAAAUUGAGCCAAAAAUAUCACAUGAGAAAAUGUCCAAAUCCAAAUACAAUGGUGCUGAUUUCAAUGAAUGCAUUGCAAAACAUGGUCCUGAUGCAACGAGGGCCCAUAUUUUAUUCCAAGCCCCGAUAGAGGAUGUUCUCAACUGGGAUGAAAAUAAAAUCAUCGGUGUUGAACGUUGGUUGCUCAAGACCAUGACUUUAGCAUCGAGCAUUUCUCAAAAAGGAUCAUUUAAAUUAGAGUAUCAGAUUCCGUCUGAUCUGAACCAGGCAGAAGCUAUGUUUCACAAUGCGAUACAAAAGCUGCUGAGUUCGAUCACCAACUCAUUUGAAAGAUAUCUGUCUCUUAAUACUGUGAUUUCGGACUAUAUGAAGCUAACAAACCUUCUAGAUGGCGCGAUGAGAAAUGGUCAGGUCAGAGAAGAAAUGUUGAUGCUUAAUUUGAAAAAGCUUGCAACAGUAAUGUAUCCUGUUGUCCCAUCAGUAUCCGAAGAACUUACUGAAAUAAUUAAUAAAAGUCAAAAUUGGGAAUGGAAUCAAUACAAAUGGAUCUCGGUAGAACCAACAAUGGAGUCUAAGGAAAAAAGUUUUCAAAUUGUAGUGAACGGAAGAAUGAAAUUCAUGCACGUCGCAGACAAAGACUUCAUAAAAGGCAAUAGAGAUGUGAUUCUGUCCCAAUUGAUGGCUCUUCCUGAAGGUAAAAAAUACCUAUCCAAUAAAAGAAUCAAGAAACUUAUUAUGAAAAAUAACGUCAUUAGUUUCAUUCUAGAUAAGAAGUGA
Messenger RNA from Zygotorulaspora mrakii, 2649 nucleotides. RefSeq names its product leucine--tRNA ligase NAM2 (gene NAM2). Lineage: Eukaryota; Fungi; Ascomycota; Saccharomycetes; Saccharomycetales; Saccharomycetaceae. The record is from RefSeq and is a predicted model, not a curated record. Gene Ontology annotation, cellular component: mitochondrion. The coding region runs from base 1 to 2649 and encodes 882 amino acids. Gene Ontology annotation, biological process: mitochondrial translation; leucyl-tRNA aminoacylation. Gene Ontology annotation, molecular function: leucine-tRNA ligase activity; aminoacyl-tRNA deacylase activity; ATP binding. The transcript has a single exon.